AUGACUGCAAAAGAAGAUACUCUACCUGAAAGACUGAGGUUUCAUGGAGUUCACACGAAUAUUUUAUGGAGAAAUCUCAUUUCAGAGUUUUUCGGAACAUUCCUACUUUGUUUUAUCGGUCUCUCGAUCGUUUUCCAAUUUCAUGCCGGUGGUGGAAAGACGACAGAAUGGAUUGGGGUUAAUAUAGGAUGGGGAUUUGCAAUUAUGUUUGCAGUUAUGGCAACGGCUAGAAUGUCAGGUGGUCACCUGAAUCCAGCCGUCUCACUUCUUCUUUGGUCUCUUGGACAUCUCAAACUUGCUUGGGUUCCUCUGUACGCAAUUGCACAAACAGCUGGAGCCUUUGUUGCCUCGUUGGCUAUGUACUCUUAUUAUUAUGAACAAUUUGACGCAUUCGACGGUGGAAACCGAACAAUUCUUGGAGCCACCGGAACUGCUGGAUGCUUUGCCAGUUAUCCAUCUCCAAAUCUCGGAGUCUGGGGUCCAUAUAUUGAUCAAUGUGUCGGAACUGGGGUUCUCGCUUAUUUCCUCUGCGUCGUCAUCGAUGAGAGAAAUCAGAUUCCAAAGAUUUGGCAUCCAAUGUUCUUUGGUUUUUUGGUGAUGAUGAUUGGAACUGGAUUCGGAAUGAAUAUUGGAUAUCCAAUCAAUCCAGCAAGAGAUCUCGGACCAAGACUCUUCAGUUAUUUCGUUUACGGACCAGGUGUUUUCCAUUCUCCCUAUACGAACUAUUGGAUUGCUCCUGCUCUUGCCCCAUUCGUUGGUGCUCUUGUCGGUGGAUGGUUCUACCAUUUCUCCCUCGGAAUGCACAACCCAGAUAUCGAAGAAACUGAAAAUGCUUCAAUUGAUCAAUCACCAAAAUCAGUGGAGCAACAGAAACUUCUUCAAGCUUAG
This is a messenger RNA of Caenorhabditis remanei, 888 nucleotides long. RefSeq lists its product as uncharacterized. The transcript is spliced from 5 exons. NCBI's taxonomy places the organism in Eukaryota, Metazoa, Nematoda, Chromadorea, Rhabditida, Rhabditidae. Gene Ontology annotation, biological process: glycerol transmembrane transport; water transport. The record is from RefSeq and is a predicted model, not a curated record. Bases 1 to 888 code for a protein of 295 amino acids. Gene Ontology annotation, molecular function: water channel activity; glycerol channel activity. Gene Ontology annotation, cellular component: basolateral plasma membrane; plasma membrane.